AUGUUUCAGACGGGAGUAAAGCUAAUUGUUUCUUUAGAAGGUGGUAUGGCAAUAGAUCCACAAAAUGUGCAGGAAGUGGAAAAUGUGGCGAGAAGAUGGUCACAGAUCGAUUUCGAACACUUGCAGCGACUUUUGCAGAAGAAAUUAAACGAAGAAGUACAAGCAAUUGAUGUGAGAGAAAAUCAGUGCAGAGUAGCUCGCCAACAGUUAAUUACUGAAAGCAAAAAUUAUUACGAUUGUGCUGAUAAGGCAACGUUCCAGAAGGAAUAUGAUCGGGCUACAGAAAGAGCAAAAGCAGCAGAAGCUGGUUUAAUCUUUGUUUGGCGGGCAUUCACUUCUGUUUGCGAUCCUUCUCCAUAUUUGGAGCAGGUUUCCACAUUGGUAAGGGAAUUGGUACGAUUAGAUUCUGUUGAUGAGCAAGUUAGGAAUUUGACUAAACAGCUUAAUGAGUUGCAAGAAGAAUAUGGUGAUUUGCGAAAUCAGGAUCUAACUGUUCGACAACUCAAAGAACGGAUGAAAGAAAUGGAAGCUAAAACAAAUAGUAAUAUCCAGGCUGCAUUAAAUGAAAGAGAAAAAGAAUUGCGCGUCAAAUUGGAAACAUUUGAAAAAGAAGUUGCUGAAAAGCAGGAGCAGAUCACUGCUGAAAAUAAAACUCUCUCAGAUGCUGUUGCAGAUUUAACGAUGAAAAACAAAGAAAUAAGUCGGAUGCUCGAGGAGACGAAGCUGCAGUUGGUAAAAAAAGAGGCUGUAAAUGAUGAAAGAUUGGAAAUUGUUACGAAUGAUCUCGAAAACGCCUUACAGAGAGCUGUGGAAGCGGAGAAGAAAGUACAACGUUUGCAAAGUGAAUUGGAGCGUAUAAGCCGUACUACCUCAGGUCCAAAUGAGGGAGUACUUGGAGACACUUUCUUGAUUCGUUCGAAAGACAGUCAGAUUCAUAAACUGUUAGAAGAAAACAGGAAAUUGAAUUCCAAACUUAUUCAUUUAAAAACAGAAUCGAACAAGCGUAUCGAUGAGUUAACCCAAGAAUUGGAGCGCCAUGUAGUGAUCGUAGCGCAACUACGAGCCCAAUUAGAGGCUCAAUCUGAUUAUGAAGAUAAAAAGGAUUUGAGGAUUCUACGUAGCAUUGAAUUUGGAGAAGAAGCUAUUGAAGGAACAGGAACAGGUUUCGUGAGCAACGGUGUUACUGCUACAGCAACAGCCGAAGUGCAAUUGGGUGGUCGUUCGAAAGCACUCGAUGAAUUGCUUGUUGGAAAAAAUCGCAAAUUGCAGAGUGAAAAUGUGGAGUUGCGAAUUCGCAAUCAAAAAUUUGAAGAGGAACAAGUGAUGGAUGGGAAUGACUUAUCGAAUGUUUUCGGCUUAGUUGAUGGCAGCUUCAAUAGUAGUACACUCGUUGAUUUAUUUUCGAAUAAGAAUGGGCAAAAAUCAGUGGAAACCAAUGGUGACUUAGAUUUAGAAAGUGAUCCACACCGUGCCACGAAUCUGCUUAAUUUGUUUAUGUGCUCCGCCAGUUCAUCAAAUGAUACACCGAAACUAGAAAAUUGUUAUUCAGCGAGUACGUCCAGUUUACACGAACUACCUCGGACACCUGCUGAGCUCAGGACUUAUAACGAACUGCAGGACAUUGUUACUAGAAAUAUCCAUGAAUUAGGUUCAAAGGCUUUGAAUACGACGGAAAUUGCAAAGCAGUGCAAACAUUUAAUGGUCACCCACAAUAUUGGACAACGAUUAUUCGCGAAGUACGUUAUGAACCAGGUAGUCAAGUCACAAGGCUCACUCAGUGAAUUACUAUCAAAACCAAGGCACUGGAACAAACUCACCGAUAAAGGACGAGAGGCAUUUCGGCGUAUGUAUGGCUGGGUUUCAGAUCCUAAAGCUAUUGAACUAUUAUGUAGUAUUUCACCUCGUCGAACUCAGCCAGUGGGAUUGAUCGAAAUUGAAGUACCGUCGCGUGAAAUUUUAUGGGAUCAACAGGCUGUUUCGUUAGCUACUGUAUCCAGAUAUAAUGCAGACGAUGCUUUAGAUUUAUUUGUGCAAAAGCAGUCUUCGAGAGUUGCUUCAAGCGAUUUGAAACAACGUGACAGGUUGUCAACUACAGCUGGUGGUAAUAGUGCUAACUCAGUUGUACAGCGUACAAGUCGCUGGCGACAUGAUGACAUACCGAAAGAAAAAAUUAUGAAGAUAUACAAACGUGAAUUGGCAUUGUUAAGGGAGCAAGAGUCCCAUCUAGAGCAAGCAAUUGGUUCACGGCCUUUAAGCGUGAGAAGUAAGGAUGAAAAGCUUGCAACAGUGGAAACAUCGAAUAAAUCGUCUUCGUUAUCAUCAUCGUCUUCGCGCUGCGGAACAAGAGAUGCCAGCUCACCGCCACAAUCAAAUUUUCCUGUAAAUUCUGCUCAGGCUUUGUUUGCUUUGAAAUGUCGUAGUGGAAUGGCGUCCAUAACGCAAGAGGAGCUUGAACGUUAUCCAGUAUUGGAUACUGAAGAUAUCGUGAGACAAAUCAAAGAUUUCCUUUGCUUAAAUUCGAUAUCUCAGCGUCAGUUCGGUGAACAUGUGCUUGGUCUUUCGCAAGGAUCUGUUUCGGAUCUUUUAGCAAGACCUAAACCAUGGGCUAUGCUGACGCAAAAAGGACGAGAACCAUUUGUGCGCAUGCAGCUUUUCUUAAAUGAAGCCCAGUCUUUGGUUUGUAAGCCUGAAGCAGAGAUGAAUGGAAAAUUCGCUGCAGUUCAAUCUUCAGAAGUUGUGCCCAGGAAUGAAACAAACAAUGGUGCGAAACAAAAUUUGAUUAGUGGUUUGCUGAACAUGCGGAACUUUCCUUUAACUGAUGAAAUUGAUCACGAGACUAUAAAGUAUCGUACUGAAAAAGCGCGCGAAAUUAAGAAACUGGAUGAUGGUGAGAAAAAAGUAAUGCGGAAUCUGAAAAAAGAGCUGUUAAUGGCUGAUACAAGUGAGAUUGCACGGCAAGUCAAGGAUCGUUUGCACAGCAGUGGAAUUUCUCAGAAAACAUUUGGUGACGUGGUACUGGGAGUAAGUCCAGGUGGUGUAUCAGAACUUCUGGCCAAACCAAAAACUUGGGAACAGUUGUCUCCACGUGCUCGUGAUUUGUAUCUCAAGAUGAGUGAAUGGCUCAGUGAAUUGGAUGGGAAUAGAAAAAUACAGGAGACAUCUGCUUCCACUGCGCUGCUAUCGUCAUCCCUCACACCAUCUCUUUCAAGUAUGGUAGAUACGUUGACUUCUACAGGUGCUUUAACAAAAACUCUGUCACCGCAGAAGAGAAAAGCAACUCUAAACACAACUGCUGCUGGCGAGUUACCGAAGAAAGCGCAGAGGACAGUUAUUACGGAUCAGCAAAAAGAAGCACUGAAGCAUGUUUUUGAACGUGACCAGCACCCGAACCAACGAACAAUUGAGCAACUCUCUCAGACUCUUUCUUUGAGUACUAGGACUGUGAGCAAUUGGUUCCAUAAUUAUCGAACUCGACAAAAGGCGAGCUUGAGAGCUGAAAUUCUUCCAAAUAAUGACAACGGCCAGAAGAAAAAUUCAGCAAAUGCAAAAAAUAAUAAUGAUCGGUGGAAGCAGGAUCUUGCGGAAUUAAUGAAAUUGGAAUCGAAACCGUAUCACUGGUCGCCAACAAUGGUAUCACCGAGCAGCAACAGCAAUUUGACUAGAAGCACAGUUACCAAAAAUAGUUCUCUUGAUAAAGCAAUUGAACGGAUUCAAAAACUCAAUGCUGCCAAGCAGUUGUAA
This is a messenger RNA of Acanthocheilonema viteae, 3741 nucleotides long. The record is from the annotation of a GenBank genome assembly. NCBI's taxonomy places the organism in Eukaryota, Metazoa, Nematoda, Chromadorea, Rhabditida, Onchocercidae.